Sabethes cyaneus is the source of this 687-nucleotide messenger RNA. RefSeq lists its product as uncharacterized. The record is from RefSeq and is a predicted model, not a curated record. NCBI's taxonomy places the organism in Eukaryota, Metazoa, Arthropoda, Insecta, Diptera, Culicidae. The transcript is spliced from 4 exons. Bases 1 to 687 code for a protein of 228 amino acids.
AUGUCUCCGCUCAAGUACAGUAAAACAUGGCCCUCGAUCUUUACCAAAAUGGCCAUGGUUCAGCUGCGUGUUGACUCCAAGGGUAGGACCUACAGCUCGAUAGUGGAGUCGAAUCGCAUUACCGGAUCGGUAACCAUCGUCGAAUCGAACCCCGUCGGUUUCCGGAUGGGGCAUCCGCAGAUUAUAGUGCAAACUCCGGGGGAUACUCAAAUGCCGCUACCGGAUGUGGCCAACGUGGGGGGAGAGUUGAACGCUGCGAGAAGCAGUGUCGGCUACUGUCAGUGUACGCAAAGUGAGAAGCAAAGUGUGCGGAAAGAAGAAAAUGUGCGUUCGACGCGACACUACCGGUCGGAGUCGAUCAAAAUCGAUAAUUGGGAUUACAUUUACACGGAGAAAGUACUGCCAGCGAAGAUAUCCGGGGAUUCUGGUCGAAGCAGCACAGCCGAACUCCAGUGCGGGGAGCAUCGUUGCAUUUCCGGCCAGGCAGCGCUGAAAGCGUCCACCCUGCGGAGACACUACUACCCGGAAGGCGACUGGGGCUGGGUGGUUGUCCUGGUCGGAGUGCUUAGUACGAUUCUCAACCACGGAGUUCAACUGGCCGGGCCUCUCUAUUUGCUGCCGGCGGGCGAGCGGUUCAAGCAAAGCGCCGUCAACAGUGCAGCUCUUGUAAAGAAGACACUGAGCUGA